AUGUACAACUUCAUUAGCUUAUAUCAGCAAUAAGAGACUUAGAGUAAACAAGCCAAUAUGAAACUUAUCAGGAGUUUUGUGUUUAUUCACGAUGAUUAUCUAGAUUUGCUUAAUAUUUAUCUCGAUCCAAUUAAAAAUAAAUUGGCAGUUGCAUUCUUUGCUCCAUAACUUUCAGUCAAUUUACGCUAUUCUAUUUUUACUGUAUUAGAUUACUCAAAUUAAGGAAGAAUUAUGCAAGAGUUUAGAAAGAUUUACUCAUCGGCUAAUGGCUAUCAAUUCCUAUUUAUAAGAUUUAAAUAUUCUAGUCUUUAUGAAGGAUUAAUUUGUGGUUUUAUUAAAGGAAACUAAUUCUCUACAUCUGUAGCACUGGCCAUCUCAUAUCCAUUUCCCUAUUAUUUUGAUUUAGCUUCUAAUGCAUAUUCAACUGUUGAUAUCAAUUCUGUUGAAAUUAUUGAAUUAGGCUAAUCAGUAGAAGCUUUGAUUAAGGACUCAGAUCAAUUUACUGCUCUCCCAUUUUACUUUGGACUAAAGGAUUAAGCUCUAAAAAAUGACACCUACCAAUUGAUUUAAAACACUAACAGGACUCUCAAGAUAUAAUAAGUAAAUGAAAAAUUUGAAUAUUUAAUAGGGAAUCCAGCAUUAUUCAUUAGAUUUUAGCCAUGUAUUUACGAUUAGUAAUGUUAAGAUUUAAUAAUAACCUACACAAUAUCAACUGAGAAUCUCAAAAUCUUGCCUUAAUUUUUCAGAUUCGUGGAUGAUUAACUCUUGCUUAUAGUUUUAACUGAUGAUUUAUCAUAUUCUGGCGAUUACUUACUGACCCUUACUUGUAGUCUGGUGGAUGAAUUCUCUAAUUCUACAAGUUUUUAUGUCAAUCUAGCUAAAUCAAAAGAAUAAAACGUUUACUAACCAAACUAUCCUCCAUUAUUCUAUUUAGAUCCAAAAAAUAUCACAUUGAUGGCAGGCAGUAAGUUGAAACUAAGAUUGCCAGACUAUUUUGAUCCGAAUCCUAAAGAUAAAGUUAAGAUAAGUGUUUAGACUUUAAAUAAGUACCCUUAAUUCUUUUAAUUACUGGAUGGAAACUUCUUAGAAGUUAAUGCUGGGAUAAACGAGCUGAAAACAUUUUAGAUAAUAAUUACAUUAAAGGAUAAUAACAUUAGACCAUUGGAAACAUAAUACUUGAUAUAUGCAACAUUCAUACCGACAGAUGAAGGUUAAAUGAACAAUACCAACAUUAAAAUUACAAAUAAUACAAAAAUUGAUAUUCAAAAAGAUCUUGGAUUAGACAGCUAGAUUUAUGUAGGCAAAUUAUCACCACAAGGAAUAAUAAUAAUUUAGUUUGAAAAACCAUUAAAUCUCACUGAGCUGGUAAAUUACAGAAGUUUAGUCUAAUUAGUUCAGCAUUCAAAUUAAAUUCUCAAAUCCAUUGAUAAUAUCUUAUUAUGA
This is a messenger RNA of Stylonychia lemnae, 1443 nucleotides long. The record is from the annotation of a GenBank genome assembly. Lineage: Eukaryota; Ciliophora; Spirotrichea; Sporadotrichida; Oxytrichidae.